AGUAUCUGUACCCGUCCAAAGCCAAGGCGAGGUUCCGAGCGAACAGACCACAUAAUAUUAUUAAACCUUUCAAAAUUCAAAUCAUCAUUUGAAAUCCAUGGCAACGAAGCGGUAAACUCUAGAAACAUGUUGCUCUAACUCCAAGGAACAAAACCCACAAAGCCCGACUUUGUCUUCCACCCCAUGACAUUUCCCGGGCUCAGACAACCCAGGAACCCUUCCGCCGCGUUGCCGCAAACUGUGCCGUUGCCCAACCCAUUACAACAUUCUCAGCCAUGUCGUAUACAAAACUUUUCUUUAGACUCGGUGACCUAUACAAAACUGGUCCAGUUAUCUAUCAAAUCCUGGUCUCCUAUUCAUGGGAAGCUUGUUCAUGCCCACAUGAUCAAAAGUGCUUUUAAACCAUGUCUGUUUCUGCUGAAUAAUCUUCUCCAUAUGUAUUGUAAAUGUGGUGACAUAAACACGGCUCGUCAGUUGUUCGAUAAAAUGCCAAAACGCAAUGUUAUUUCUCAUAAUUCUCUGAUUUCUGGUUAUACACAGAUGGGUUUUUAUGAUAAGGCCAUAGGAGUGUUUAAUGCAGCAAGGGUUGCUGGUUUGAUACUUGAUAAGUUCACCUUUGCAGGUGCUCUAAAUGCGUGUGGUCAAACUGGGGAUCUUGAGUUGGGUAAGCUGAUUCAGGGGUCAGUUAUCGUGAGUGGAUUGGGUGCUAAAGUGUUUGUAACCAAUUCGCUCAUUGAUAUGUACUCAAAAUGUGGUGAGGUUAAUAGGGCCAGGCUUUUGUUCGAGAGUUCUGAUGACUUGGAUGAAGUUUCUUGGAAUUCAAUGAUUGCUGGGUUUGUCAGAAUUGGUGCCAAUGAGGAAAUGUUGAAACUUCUAGGAAAAAUGCACCGAUCUGGGUUGAAAUUGAAUACUUAUACACUGGGAAGUGUCCUAAAGGCUUGUUGCACACAUUUUAUGGAUUCAAAACAUUACGGAAAAGCACUUCAUGCCUGCUCAGUCAAACUUGGGCUGGAUUCAGAUGAUGUUGUUGCUACUGGAUUACUUGUUAUGUAUGCAAAGAGUGGUGGUUUGGUUGAUGCAAUCCAAAUUUUCAAACUGAUGCCCAACCAAAGCGUCAUCAUCUAUAAUGCCAUGAUCGCUGGAUUCCUCCAAGAUGAUACCAUUUAUGAUGAAUAUGCAAAUGAAGCUUUCAAUCUUUUCUCUGAGAUGCAAAGACAAGGAAUGAAGCCUUCAAAGUUUACAUUCUCAAGCAUGCUCAAAGCUUGUAAUGGUGUUGAAGCUUUUGAGUAUGGAAAGCAAAUUCAAGCUCAAAUUUGCAAGAGGAAUCUUCAGUCUGACGAGUUCAUUGGAAGUGCGCUUAUUGAUUUGUACUUUUUGUUGGGUUCAGUUGAGGAUGGAGUCAAAUGUUUUACUUCAACUCCUAAGCAAGAUAUUGUCUCAUGGACAUCUAUGAUCACAGGUUAUAUUCAGAAUGGGCAUUUUGGAAGUGCUUUGGCUUUGUUCUAUGAACUGCUCUCUUCUGGAAGGAAACCAGAUGAGUUCAUAAUAUCAAGUGUAUUGGGUGCUUGUGCCAAUUCGGCGACACCAAGAUCUGGACAGCAGAUUCAGGGAUAUGCAAUAAAAACGGGUAUUGGGAAUUUUACUGUUACUCAAAAUUCACAAAUUUGCAUGUAUGCAAAGUCUGGAGAUAUCAAUUCUGCUAAUCUGACCUUUGAAGAGAUGGAGAAUCCGGAUGUGGUAUCCUGGUCUGUGAUGAUCAGUAGCAAUGCGCAACAUGGAUGUGCAAGAAUAGCUUUUAGGCUUUUUGAGUUGAUGAAGGAUUGUGGAAUUGAACCAAACCACAUUACAUUCCUUGGAGUUCUAACUGCUUGUAGUCAUGGGGGUUGUGUUGAAGAAGGAUUACGAUACUUUGAGAGCAUGAAGAAAGAUUACGGCAUGACAGCUAAUGUAAAGCACUGUGCCUGCAUUGUUGACCUCCUGGGUCGUGCUGGGAAGUUAGCUGAUGCGGAAAGUUUCAUUCUGAACUCAGGCUUUGAGGAAGAUCCAGUGAUGUGGCGAGCCUUGUUGGGUGCUUGCAGGGUUUACAUGGACACUGUCACUGGCAAACGUGUUGCAGAGAGAGUAAUUGAGCUUGAACCUUGGGCCUCUGCAUCUUAUGUGCUUCUUUACAACAUCUACAAUGAUGCAGGGAUAGAACUACAUGCUACAAAAAUUAGGGAAUUGAUGAAAGUUCGAGGAGUAAAGAAGGAACCUGGUCUAAGUUGGAUUGAGGUAGGGAACAAAGUUCAUUCUUUUUUGGCAGGUGAUCGAUCUCACCCAAUGAGUCAAGCAAUAUAUGCAAAAUUAGAGGAGAUGUUGGGGAGGUUAGACAAAAUAGAUCGUAUAGAAGAGAAGCCUAUUUCUAGUAUCUCUGAACCCAAACUCAAAGUUAGCACAGUGGUGAACUACCACAGUGAAAAGUUAGCUGUGACUUUUGGGAUUAUCAAUCUGCCAGCAUCAGCUCCUGUGAGGGUGAUGAAGAACUUGAGAGUCUGCCGAGAUUGCCAUAUAAUGAUGAAGCUCUUCUCGAAGCUGGAAAAGAGAGAGAUAAUUCUUCGAGACCCAAUUCGCUUCCAUCAUUUUAGAGAAGGUUCUUGCUCUUGUGGGGAUUACUGGUAGUUUCAAUAAGAGUAAAUUACUUGGUUUAGUGAUCCUAGGUAUGAUCUGUUCCAGCCUCAAAUUCAGGGAUGCAGAAGCAUCGCUGUUCUGCAGAUUUGGAUUUGAUGAGGUAGACAUCUAAUUGUGAAGCAGGUAAAGGGGUAAGACUUGGGAAAUGGAAGCUAAAAAGGACAGCCAAACUCCAAAUAAUCAACUAUGUCAAGAAUCAAACUGAUCAUAAAGAGUCAGUGGGCAUCCAAGCCAAAUUGUCUCAUUCUACUACCAAUCAGAAGAAAAAAAAUUGUCCCAUUCCAGUGACUUUAUGACUAGAAGAUUGUCAAAGCCAAAUGAUGUUGAUGCAUCACCAAAUGGAAGCACCAAGGCAAGCUAAGUGGAAUCAUUAAUCAGUUGGACAGAUGAGUUAACUGAUCUUAUGGAGCUCUUGUGAUCAAGUGAAGAAGCUGGCCGAGGUAAACAAGAUGCCAAUUGAGAGCCACCAAGGGGCCGUGCUGGUUGUAGUUGAAGCUGCAGCAUCAGCAACUGGCUCAGGCUGCGCCUCAGAGACCUGGCUGGGCUCAGCAGUAAAGUC
Molecule: messenger RNA, 3226 nt
Organism: Corylus avellana
Lineage: Eukaryota; Viridiplantae; Streptophyta; Magnoliopsida; Fagales; Betulaceae
Source: RefSeq, a predicted model, not a curated record